Molecule: messenger RNA, 1838 nt
Organism: Acanthopagrus latus (yellowfin seabream)
Lineage: Eukaryota; Metazoa; Chordata; Actinopteri; Spariformes; Sparidae
Product: tripartite motif-containing protein 35-like
Exons: 6
Coding region: 1-1437 (478 amino acids)
Biological process (GO): protein ubiquitination
Molecular function (GO): ubiquitin-protein transferase activity; zinc ion binding; protein binding
Source: RefSeq, a predicted model, not a curated record
AUGGCAGGCCGGCACUCGCUCCCGCAGGUGGACCUCACCUGUCCCAUAUGCUGCGAGAUAUUCAGGGACCCUGUGGUGCUCAAGUGCAGCCACAGCUUCUGCGCCGCCUGUCUGCGGCAGUACUGGACGCCCGGACGGACCCGAGACUGCCCCCUGUGCAGGACGGCGUCCCUGGACGACCCGGUGCCCAGCCUCACCCUGAAGAACCUGUGCGAGGCGUACGUGGAGGAGAGCGAGGGUCUGCAGGAAGCCGGAGCCGGAGAGCUGUACUGUGACCCGGGGGAGAUGUGCCCCAGCCACGGGGAGAGGCUCAAGCUCUUCUGCCUGCUGGAUAAUGAGCCGAUCUGCGUGGUGUGUCACACCUCCAGGAGGCACAAACAGCAUGAUUGCUGCCCCGUCAGCGAGGCGGUGGGAGAUGUGAAGGAGAAAAUGAAGUCGGCCCUCAGCUCUCUGCAGGAGAAGAGGGACGCCUUCGACAAGAUGAAGAAAAACUACGAGGACACCGUGGCGUACAUUGAGAUCCAAGCCCGGUUCGUGGAGAGACGGACCCGGGAGGAGUUCGAUAAGCUUCGCUCUUUCCUCCAAGCCGAGGAGGAGGCCCAGAUGGCAGCGCUGAAGGCGGAGGAGGAGCAGAGGCGGCGAGCGAUGAUGCAGAAGAUCGAAGAAAUCACAAGAGACAUCACGUCCGUGUCGGAAUCCAUCCGGGUUUUAGAGGAGGAGAUCGUUCUGGACGGCAUCUCUGUCCUCCAUAAAUGCAAGAAGACACUGGCAAGAACGAACCACCCCGUCGCAGAUCCGGUCAUGGCCCCCGGAGCUCUCAUCGAUGUGGCCAAAUACGUGGGUUCUCUGAGCUUCCACGUGUGGGAGAAGAUGCAAACAAUCGUUAAAUACACCCCGGUGACUCUGGACCCCAACACGGCCGCCCCGUGGCUCGUCCUGUCAGACGACCUCGCCAGCGUGCAUGACAGCGAGGAGAAACAGAAGCUGCCCGACAACCCCGAGAGGUACGACCCCGACACCGGCGUGCUGGGCAGCGAGAGCUUCACUUCGGGCAAGCACUCCUGGGACGUCACCGUGGGAGAGAACACGGCCUGGGUCGUCGGCGUGGCCAAAGCGUCCGUCCAGAAGAAGGAGAAAGUCUCCUCGGUGCUGAAGAACGGCUACCUGUGCGUGUACUUUUACCACAAGAUGUACUUCGCGGGCACCUCUCCUUUAACGAGGCUCAACCUGAAGAGGAACCCGCAGAGGAUCAGGGUGCAGCUGGACUGCGACAGGGGCAGGGUGUCGUUCUACGACCCGGCCGACAACACGCACAUCUACACCUUCAAGCAGGCCAUCACCGAGAGAGUGUUUCCUUACUUCUGGGUGGGCUGUCAGCAGAGUCCGCUGACCAUCGAGCCCCUGGAGGUCUCAGUGUGCACUGUGGAGCGCAGCUGAGGGGAAACAUUCUGCUCAGAAAUUCUCAUAUCGUAAUUUCAACUCUUUCUUUUCCUGAUUUAACACAAAUUCCAUUUUUUCAAUCAAGCACUAUUUUAGUUUAAUCCCUGCACUUUGAACCACUAUAAAAGGUCCAGCUGUUUCUUUAUUACGUAGUGUUAACACAGUCAGACAGAAAUAUAUAUGUGUGUGUGAGUGUGUGUUUUUGAAUAUGAUGCAAUUAAUCCAGCUGCAGUGUGACGGUGUGUUCAAUGACUCUGCAUGUGACUCUGUAAAUGUCCGCUGGUUUUUUGAGGCCCAGCUUUGAGGGUAAACAAUAAAAAUGCUUUAUAUACUAAUGAUGUCACGGGAAUCUGAGAGUGCUCAUUUUACAAAUAUGAAUAAAUAAUUUUCAGAUACGA